Messenger RNA from Momordica charantia (bitter melon), 900 nucleotides. RefSeq lists its product as uncharacterized. NCBI's taxonomy places the organism in Eukaryota, Viridiplantae, Streptophyta, Magnoliopsida, Cucurbitales, Cucurbitaceae. The record is from RefSeq and is a predicted model, not a curated record.
UUUCCAGUUGCAGAGGAAAACAAAGCCCUAAUCGGACCAAACCCUAGGGCUUACCCUAACCGGACUAAACCCAACUUUUCUCCCAAUUUCCAGAAAACCCACAUUUUCACUUUCUUCUUCUUCUUCUCCCCCUCUGUGUUGUUCUUGCUGUUCUCUAUUUCUGUUCACUUUUGAGCUUCUUUUUGCCACAAUGGAGUUGCACGGAGAGAGAGACAUGUGGGUGCGCUCUGUUUUAGAAGCUAUGACGGUGGAGACUAUUUUUGCCGCUGCAAACUCUCUUGCUUCCCUUCUGGCGGCGGCAGGAGCUCUGUUAAAUGAUACCAAUGCUCCACCAGGAUUAGCUACAGUUGAGGAAAGGUUCCCUUUCAAUGAACUUAGCAAAAAGAAGAGCCCUGAUCAGGAAAACAAAGAUGGCAGUGAAACAGAGGACGAUGACGAGGAGGAUGAUGACGAUGAUGCAAAUGACCAGGAUGAUGACGAUGAUGAUGAAGAUUUCUCAGGAGGUGAAGAAGGGGAAGACGGUGAUCCAGAAGAUGACCCUGAAGCAAAUGGUGACGGAAGAGCUGGAGGAGAUGAUGACGACGACGACGACGACGAGGAGAAUGGAGAUGAAGAUGACGAGGAUGAGGAUGAGGAUGAAGAAGAUGAGGAUGAAGAUGACGAGGACGAAACACCUCAGCCACCAGCUAAGAAGAGGAAGUGAAAAUGUUGACUGGUUCUCCACAGUGUCUUCCGCAGUUUGAAGUUUGGAGUAGUGAGGGAAAUUUAGCUAGUGUUAGCCUUGGCUUUAGGGGUAGGAACAUUGUCGGCCUUGUUGGUAAUGAACUUCUCUCUUCUUAUGUUUAUGAUGUUGUGGAUCCAUAUUAUAUAUAACAAUUUCUUUUGCUAAAAUAGUUGCUA